Colletotrichum scovillei is the source of this 1619-nucleotide messenger RNA. RefSeq names its product di-trans,poly-cis-decaprenylcistransferase. The transcript has 3 exons. The record is from RefSeq and is a predicted model, not a curated record. NCBI's taxonomy places the organism in Eukaryota, Fungi, Ascomycota, Sordariomycetes, Glomerellales, Glomerellaceae. Bases 275 to 1351 code for a protein of 358 amino acids. Gene Ontology annotation, molecular function: ditrans,polycis-polyprenyl diphosphate synthase [(2E,6E)-farnesyl diphosphate specific] activity. Gene Ontology annotation, cellular component: endoplasmic reticulum; lipid droplet; membrane.
GAGGCGCAGAGCUCUGGGCACACGCCGCCGCUGCCGUUACUCCAAGCUUGAGAUUCUAGGCGGGUACUUAUCCAAGUUGCCAACAGAUCUGACGCGACCCUCACAUAGUGACACCACUGAUUUCUUGUAAUUCUUGUGAAAGAUAUUCCUCCUACAUUCUCUCCCCGAUUUCUUCCCUUUCGAGAAUCCCUCCUAACGCAUAAUUCAACACAUUUACAACUUUCCUUUCUCCUUACCUUACGCUGAGCGUCGCGCCAGAGCUCGGUCAGACAGCAUGUCAGAAAUAUUCAUUAACCACAUCACUCGAUGGCUUUUUAGUUCGCCGCCUGCCGAGUGGGCAAUAAACCAACUGCGCGAACUACUCAUCGGGGCCUUGAAGCAAGGACCGGUUCCUCAACAUGUCGCAUUCGAGAUGGAUGGCAAUAGGCGGUAUGCCCGCGGCAGGAAGAUGGAGACGAUAGAAGGCCACCACCACGGUUUUGAAGCCCUAGCAAGAGUUCUCGAGAUUUGUUACAAGUGCGGCGUCAAAGUCGUAACCGUCUACGCCUUCAGCAUAGAAAACUUCAACCGCCCGCAAUACGAGGUCGAUGGGCUUAUGCAGCUGGCCAAGGUGAAGCUCGAGCAGCUGACGAAACACGGCGAUAUCCUGGAUCGAUACGGCGCGGCGGUGCGUGUGCUUGGACAGAGAGAUCUGAUUCGCAAGGAUGUUCUGGAGGUGGUCGACCGAGCUGUUGACAUGACCAAGUACAACAAGCAAAAUGUGCUGAACAUCUGCUUUCCGUAUACUUCGCGGGAAGAGAUGACAACGGCCAUGCGAUCCACGGUACAGGAGUAUAUGAUGCCCCCUGGACCCAAGUUCACGCCCUUCCCGGCUGCUCGUAUUUCGCAAAAGAUCAUGUCGAAGCAACUGGAGCACCGAGAGCCCCUUCCGACCAUCCGGGACACAUCGCCGGCCCCCUCUUCACGAUCCGAUGGUGAUGAUGGUGCGUCGUCGUCAACUACUCUUCCUCCCGACUCGCCUUCACCGCCGAGGCACAGCGGCGCAGCAAGCGGGCACCGCCUGAAGAAUCCAGAGACAAUUACGGCUGAGACUCUCAACAACCACAUGUACACUGCUGGAAACCCUCCGCUGGAUAUUUUUGUGAGAACUAGUGGCGUAGAGAGACUCAGCGAUUUCAUGCUUUGGCAGUGUCACCAAGAUACGCACAUCUUCUUCUUGAAGUGUCUUUGGCCCGACUUCGAUUUGCAGCACUUCCUGCCUGUGCUUCUGGAGUGGCAGUGGAGGCAGAAGCAGAUCGAGAGAGACGAGCGGCCAAAACAGGCGAUGACCAAGGCACGAAAGCUUGCCUGAGUCUGUCCCAUUGGACAUAACGGCCGAGGGUUUCUAUGGGGAGGCGUUUCUUAGUUGCUUGUAGUUGUGUUUGGCUGGAAAGAACCAGCUUCGGGGUCUUUUGCUUAUGAUUGAGAGACCACAAGGAGGGAAGGCGGGCCUGAUACCACGAGAGAGUGUUUGUAAACCAUAUUGAUAUCCAUCAAAUUCAUGUUUCGUAGAUGACGCAUUUGUAUUGUGCAGGAAGGGAAGUUGCCCGUGCAGUCGCAAAUUACGGCAAAGUUCACUU